Messenger RNA from Porites evermanni, 1645 nucleotides. NCBI's taxonomy places the organism in Eukaryota, Metazoa, Cnidaria, Anthozoa, Scleractinia, Poritidae. The record is from the annotation of a GenBank genome assembly.
GAAUUGUCGUCCUUUCCUAGCACAGCCUCUACAUCACAGGAAGACCAUGAAAGCAAUUCAGAAUCCACUUCCUCGAGGAAAUUGAGGGUAACUCUGUUAAGCAGUGAAUGGAGAUCAACAAAAGGAGGCUUGUCAACCAUCAACCGAGAGCUGGCCAUUCAGUUGGCAAAACACCCCAAAGUGGAUGUCAGUGUUUAUCUCCCUCAGUGCAGCAAAGAGGAUAAACAAGUUGCUGCAAGUCACAGUGUUACUCUCAUUGAAGCAGAAGAAAUGCCAGGUUUAGAACCCAAUUUCUGGUUGUCUUGUCUGCCAGAAAACCAUGCAGUGGACUGUGUGAUAGGACAUGGGGCCGUUCUUGGUCGGUAAGUGCAGAUUCUGAAACGAAUUCAUCACUGCAAGUGGUUUCAGGUCGUUCACACAGCUCCUGAGGAGCUUGGUAUGUACAAGUCCUACACAGAUGCCAUUUCAAGAGGUGAGAAAAAGCACCAGGCUGAGGUUAAAGUCUGUGAAAAAGCUGAUCAAGUUGUAGCUGUUGGUCCCAAACUGGCUGAAGCUUUCUCAGGUUAUCUCCGUGCCAGUGGAAAAGAUCAGGAUGUUCUUAAUCUUACCCCAGGCAUCUUCUCUGAGUUUUCUGAUGUAAAGCAAGCCACUGAAGAAAGAAAAAUAUUCAGUGUUUUAGUGUUUGGACGUGGUGACAAUGAAGACUUUCAGUUGAAAGGUUAUGACAUCGCUGCUCGUGCUAUUGCUGAGUUGAAAGCCGAGCCACAGCCCUAUAAGCUGUUGUUUGUUGGAGCUCCAAGUGGAGAAGAGGAGAAAGUAAAAGAUUUGUUACUCCAGCAAGGCAUUGAUCGUAGUCAAUUAACUGUACGUUGUUUCAAUGAAAGCAGAGAGCAGUUAGCCCGAUUGUUUUGUGAAGUUGAUCUUGCUAUAAUGCCAUCACGAACUGAGGGCUUUGGUCUUACCGCCCUUGAGGCUUUAUCUGCUGGUCUGCCUGUGCUGGUCAGUGGGAACUCUGGUCUUGGCGAAGCCUUACAGGGAGUUCCGAAUGGUUCAAAUUGUGUGGUGGAAUCAGAAGAUCCUAAAGACUGGGCCAAUGCAAUCAAAGCUGUUCGGAAGAAAAACAGGAAGCUGCGAUUGAGAGAGGCCAAGCUUCUUCAAGGAGAGUAUGCCGAGAUGUACAGCUGGCAGGAUCACUGUAACAAACUUGUGGAACGAAUGCUUGCCAUUUCUCAAGGUAACAGGUUCGCGUAGUUAAUAUUUAAAUUGGUCUUUAUAAUGUGCACUGCUGGCGUUAGGAAAUGUUCUCGCAAUUACAAUGACAACAGUAGUGAGAACCUCACCUCAACAAAUUUUUCCAUGUCUUUUAAUAACUCCACCCGAGAAGUCCGCCUACAUUUGACAAAUCGAAAGAGUUGUUAAAUAUCGCGAUACCUUUUAAAGAACACAUAUCUACUUUUUUGUGACGUCUUAUUCCCGACCCUGAGGUUCAGAAGUAAAUAAUUGUAUUGCUACCCUUUUUGUAGGUCUUAAUACAGAUGAGCAGAAUUUAUCUAAGAAAGCGGCGGUGAUCUGUCAAGAUGAAAAACCCUCUCCUUCUAAAAAACGUCUCCAUAAAUUCACAAAUAGGAAAAGACCUCUGGGAUAG